AUGUCGCAGCAUCAAGGGCGCCCAAAACCGAUCGGUGCGGGGCGCAAGAAGGUCAAGCCCAGCAGAACGAGCUUCACCAACCGCCACAAUUUAGAAGUAGCACGGCACUUCAUCCAAUGCGAGGAUGUUCAGGCAACCCUGGCUAAUUUCUAUCCUAGUCUAAAUGAUCACGCUAAAGAGCAGAGGAGUAAACUGAUUUAUCAGUGGAAGAGCGAUGUGCGGGUGCUCGAUGAACGCUGCAAGACUGCUUCAAUAGCAGAGAUGAGAACGCGCCAAGGACGAACGACACCUGAUAAAGCAAAUGUGGCAGCCAUCAAGUUUGGUAUGGAAGUACAACAGAAAAUGAGGGAUCUCGGCGUCAACAAAGUCUACAGCGCCGAUCAAACGGCCGAAGAAAGUCAAGUCGGCGACUCUAUUGGGGAGCACGAACUGCGACUUAUCGGUGAUUUUAUCAGCGACAUCUCUUCAGACGACGAGUUGAACUUCUCGGAUGACGAGGACUUUUAA
Messenger RNA from Phytophthora infestans T30-4, 507 nucleotides. RefSeq lists its product as uncharacterized. The coding region runs from base 1 to 507 and encodes 168 amino acids. Lineage: Eukaryota; Oomycota; Peronosporomycetes; Peronosporales; Peronosporaceae. The transcript has 3 exons. The record is from RefSeq and is a predicted model, not a curated record.